ACAAACCUGUCUUUUUUUCUUCGAAUGUGACCUACCAAAUUAGAAUUAUCGCCGGGUAUGUACUAACAUGAGCAACACGACGGGUACCACAUGUGGAUCAGGAUUUGCUCACCCUUCCAGAGCACCUGCGAUCACCCCGGUUUUUGGAGGGGUUCGUGUUGUUCAGUUUUUAGUUUCUAUGUUGUGUUUUGUAUACUGUUGUUUGUCUUUUGGUCGUUUUUCGUGCCACGGCGUUGUCAGUUUGUUUCGACUUUUGAGUUUGAAUGUCCCUUUGGUAUCUUUCGUCUUUCUUUGCAGAGAAGAUCAAUACUAGACACUCGAGGGAUUAACGUAUUGUAACUAUAUAGGCUAUCAAAGAUUUUGAAGUGUAAUGUAUUCACUAAAACAAGUAUAACACCGUCAUUCAUACAUGUGCUUGUUCUUAUAGCAUUUUGCUUAUUUUCUCCUGGAUAUCUACAAAAUAUGUUUUGAUGUGUGGUUACCUAUACUGGAGUGGUUUUACAACUGGUUACAUGAACAGUUCCAUGUGUAGGGAGAGCUGCAAUUGUUAUAUCUGUGGUGUAUCUACACGCACUCUUUUAAACUUUAUUGAAAGAUCACGUAUCUGUAAAAAUAAAAUAAAAGCACGUUGUGUAUUUAAAGUCCAAAAAGAAUAAAAAAAAAGCAUGCUCUAGAAUAAACAAAGUAAAUCCUGUUUUCCGAUUAAAAAGACCACAAGAAUAAAGGACGGAAUACAAUUGUAUUACGUUUAUGUGACGAAAAUGAAGAAAGAAAAACAGUUUAUUGAUAUGAACAUUUAAAUAACAAAUAUCUUAAACAUACAUAAUUCAAUAUGUUCAGAAAGUUUAUUCUAACUUUUUAGACAAUUUGAUAAAAUUUAUAUUUGUACAAUAAAUCGGUUUAAUAAAAGGUAAAAGGUACACAAUCGCCUACUGAAAAUGUUCUCUGUUCACAUAAAUUAUGUUUACAAUUGGUAACAAUAAAACAGAAUUAUCAAACAAUCCAGUACCUAGUAGCUUAUACAUGUUUCAUUUCAAUAUUUUCGCUCUGUAAAGUUGUUACUUUUAUCAUUAUUACAAAUAACACUUAAUUAUAUUGUUUUACUUUGAUAUUGAAUUCUAAUAUUUUGAGAGUAUUUCCCUAAAUGGGAGCUAUUGAAUUCAGUAAUUUAUCAGAAUAUCCAGCAUUUUGUGUUGACGAAUUCCCAGAGGAUAUUUAUUCGUAAAUUAUAUAUUGAUGCUAGUAAAGUUUCAUAUUUUAAACAAUGAUAUACUAAAUACGUCAAUUUCAUACAACUAUAAGUGAAUACUUUCUAAAAUGGAUGACUGGGAUAUUGAAGACGAUUUAGAUGAGUUGUUACCGCAAGGGAAAUCACCAAUAGCAUUAUGCAGAUCAAAAGAAAUGCGGAACUUGCUUGCAGGUUUUGCUCAGAGUACGCAAGGUGGUCUUAGAGAGAUUCAGUUACAAACAGUUGACAUGCAAGGUGGCACCAAAACUUUUUGUGAUCGCCUCGAUCUCCUGAUAGACUAUACAGAUGCUUCACCUGACGACCAAUUUUCUGUAAUGUGCCGGAAGCAAGCUAUUGACUAUUCUGACGAGGACUUCGGACUCACGGAUAGGGACGAAAUUUUUAGUGAUGUCGUUAACUACAGGUUAGGUCGGAAAGGUCGACAAACUACAGCUACUCUCACUGUACCAAUAUUUGGUGAACUUGAGAUAAAAGAAGAGCUUGUGUUGAAAGGGAAUCGUGGCUAUUCUGCUCCGAUAACUUCACUAAAAAACGAAGGACAGAAAUAUUAUGGUAUCGUCACGAUUGAUAUGUCAUCACUUGAUGCUUUCGUUGUUGUGAGUCGUCCAAUCAAAGAAAUUUUCAAUGUAGAUUCGACAGCUGUUGUCCUCAGGUCAAAGGUUAACCCAGGCGUACAACUAGUCAUUCCUCCUGAAACAUUUGAAGAAAGAACGCAAUUGACUUUAGAAAUAACAGAUUCACCUAACCCUGAACUUUUUGCAACAACUCAUAUGGAAAAUGUUUAUUCGUGCACAUGUUUUUGUAGUGUUCAUACGGAAAACAAAGCUGGACCAAAAAAUGACGUCAUAUUUCGUUUUCCAUUACCAGAAGAAUAUGGCCAAGGUGGUCAACUGUAUGCAUUUCAAUCUAAUGUUUAUGAAAUAGGAGAUGUCAGUGUGGACAGUUGGACAGCAUUAAAUACAAAUGUUAAUGUUUCUAACAAACUUGUAGAAUUUUCUUCACGGACAUUUUCAGUCAAAGCAUGUGUGGAAACGAAGAAGGGAAUCGAUCCUUCAACAUUAACAGAUAAGGUACACAUCGCAUUUGAAAAAGCAAAAAAACGAGAAUAUACUGUUAUGUUUUUAGUCAUGUCAAAACGCAUUGGCAAUGGAAAUACUUUUACCAUUAUUGUUGAGUGUACCAAAGUUGAAAAUGCAGAAAGUCGAAAAGAGUAUUGGUUAGAGGAAGGAUAUACUGAUCAAAAACCUACGCAAUCUUCAUGGUUUAAUGCUUAUUCCAGAUACAAAUAUAGAUGUAAACUUAGCAAGUCAUUUCAAAAUCUCCUUGUUAACGAUUCUGACGAAGUUUAUCUGCAGUUCCAUGCAAGAAGGAUAAAUUACCAAUGUUUUACUCUGCAAAUGGCAGAAAACUUUGACGAAGCUAAAGGUGAUUUACAGAUAUUUUCUGUUAAAUCAACAAAGUCACGAGAUGAAAAUAAAGAUCUGUCCAUUCGAACGGAGAAACCUGAUAAAACACAGCCAGACAAACCAUUAGCAUCUAUUUCCAUUCAACUAUUUCGAAAUGUUAAACCAACACUCAUAACUCCAAAUAUCCCUCCAAUGUCUCCUACCAUGGAUGAUUUUAGAUCGCCAACUAGGACAACCAUGACACCAGUAGAUGUUACACCAACAAUGUCUAAAAUGAACAACAUGAAAGGUGUCAACUUUAAAGAGGAGGCAAAGGGGGAUCCAUCCUGGAAAGGUUUUACAAAUGACUCGUUUUUACAUGGACUAUUAGAUCAAUUGGAUGAAGAAUGGUAUAAGCUAGUUGUGUUAUUGGGAAUUCCUUAUAAGGAAGUGGAUACGGUACUUCAUAUGACAGAAGCUACGCAAGACCAAAAAAUAUAUCAUUUUUUAUUACGAUGGAGAGAUAGUAGUAGAGCAAGAGACGACCUCGGAAUGGCAAAUCUAAUAACUGCUGUGUCAAAAGGAGGCCGGCGAGAUAUAUGCACAUCAAUUUUGCUUGAUAUGAAACAAUGGUAUGAAAAUGACGGUAACAAGAAAACAAAAUUUUGGCGCUGGGUAAACAAAGCUUUUACAGAUCCUGACAUAUACAACCCCGGAGAUUAUCCACCACCCAUGUCUGAUCAAUUCUUGGUACUGUUGACUCAGUCGAUAGAAAAUCCAAAUUUUGAAGUAGGCGUGUCUCUCGGGAUGUCUAGAGUUGACACUAACAACAUACUGGAGGAUAAAUUGAUGGCCACUGAAGAACAUAAGUUACUGGCGAUUUUUGUUGAAGCAAGAGAUAAGAAAUCAUCAAAAAGUGAGGCUUUACGGAGUUUUGUUAAUGCUAUGGGUGAGGUAGAAAUGUUAGUUGGAAAGAAAUGGGUAAUAAUGGCAGCAGAAAACUGGCUUGAAGCAAACAAGAAAAAUGAUGAUCCUUUUGUCAAAGAAGUGGAGUCAGUUUUGCGGCCUAUGCACUUGAUCAGUUGACUAUUUGUAUUAGAAAAAAAUUAAUAAAGAUAUUUUUAAUUGAAAUAAAUUUCAAUAUGUUUUGUCUCAUAAGUAAAGCAGUGAUUUGAUAUCCAAGGAAUGUAUACGCUUCUUGUGUGUGUGUUUUCAAAAUGAUAUUCAUUUGCUCCAAUCUUAGACUUUUUUUAUUUUCCUUUUGUAAAAUCUAAAAUUGAACUUAUACGUUAAGGUAAAACUCAUUAAAAAUAGAGAUACAAACCUCAUUUUGACUGUGCAAGUCAAAUGAACUUCUCCCGACCAAAGAUGGAGGCGAUUUUAGCGUAAAUACACACUACUGAUUUUUACCAUUUAAAUAUUUCAUCUGGUUGAAGUGACAUGUCGUCAAACCAUAUUAAAAUUUUCAUCCGGUAUUUCAGUGCUCUCACUGACUUUGCUUUUCAAUUUUUGUCGUCUCAUGACAAUAGCAACUGCACUUAAAAUUCAAAAUAACACCACAGCUACGAAACCAAAAUCGAUAAGGAUAGCACUUGUUAUGAGGAAUGUGUUAUUGGAAUCAUUUAACACGAUUUCAACUACAGUAUUUUUGUUGCAUAAGUAUAUACCGUUCAUGAGAGCAUCGAUGGAAACGUUUUAAGGUCUUAUAUUGUAGACAAGACGAGGGAUGUAUCAAGGAAUGAACGAGAUUGAUGAUACGGUAGUACUUGAAGUAAUUAGACAACUUUCAUUUAUGUUUAGAUUGUUCAACAAUGUGCCUUGUAAUUUUUGAGGCGUCUCACAUUUUCCAAUCAGAUUAAGUCUCGGCAUGCUGUCUCUUUUCAACAUUUGAGGUCCGUCAAAAUGAACAGGAGUAUCAAUUAAUGACAUAAAUACAAGUGUUUUCUAAUUAUUAUUUUCUUUACUUUUUGUUUGCUUAUGAACUGUUGAUGUAUAGUAUAGUUUUUCAAUAUAACAUUGUAUAGAUUACUGUUCAAUUCUUUAUUCUAAAAUUACAAAUAAUGUUAAAUCAAUUAGUUCUAUUAAGCUGUUUUUGUGUACUGUCCUAAAUUAUUUUAGUUAUUCGUUGUUAUUCUUUGGUUAACAUGUCGAAAUGUACUAUUAUAUUAUUUAUUUAUGUA
This is a messenger RNA of Mytilus californianus (California mussel), 4814 nucleotides long. RefSeq lists its product as uncharacterized. Gene Ontology annotation, molecular function: protein binding. Lineage: Eukaryota; Metazoa; Mollusca; Bivalvia; Mytilida; Mytilidae. Gene Ontology annotation, biological process: signal transduction. The record is from RefSeq and is a predicted model, not a curated record. The transcript is spliced from 12 exons. The coding region runs from base 1318 to 3720 and encodes 800 amino acids.